This is a messenger RNA of Rhinichthys klamathensis goyatoka, 1484 nucleotides long. RefSeq names its product growth differentiation factor 11 (gene gdf11). Gene Ontology annotation, cellular component: extracellular region. The transcript is spliced from 3 exons. Lineage: Eukaryota; Metazoa; Chordata; Actinopteri; Cypriniformes; Leuciscidae. The record is from RefSeq and is a predicted model, not a curated record. Gene Ontology annotation, biological process: SMAD protein signal transduction. Gene Ontology annotation, molecular function: cytokine activity; growth factor activity. The coding region runs from base 312 to 1484 and encodes 390 amino acids.
UAGGCAGCAGCGAUAUAUAAAGGGGGCUGUUAGCCGCAUUUGUACAGUUGAAAAAGACAUGCUUAGGUAUCAACAGUGAAGCAGGUAGCUGGUAAAAAGAUUUGAAAACACAAAUAGAAAUGCAUUAAGGAACGUUUUUACAUUUUAUAGCCGUCGCUUUGUCCGUAAAAUGGAAUACAUCAUCUCCUGAAAAGCGUCUUUAUUCCUGUUUUAGAUAGCUAAUUCGUUGCUCGAAUAAAAUUUCUCAAGAUAAAAACAACAGUGUCUCGCAACGCCACGAGGAAAACAUUUGGUCCUGACCAUUUAACAUCAUGACAAGGUAUAACUUUUUAUUGUGCUUAACGGUUCUUAUUUCUUUGGGACUGUCCGGGAGCGAUGAGCCGGACCUCUUUCUGCCCCCAGUGAGCGAGAUGUCCUCGGAUUCUGGAGUCUCUCUUUUUGAUGUGGAGGAUGCGGACUCUCCUGAGUGUUCCGCGUGCGUUUGGAGAGAACAGAGCAAAGUCUUACGGCUGGAAACAAUCAAAUCACAAAUCCUUAGCAAACUGCGCUUAAAACAAGCGCCCAACAUCAGCAGAGAGGUGGUUAAUCAGCUUCUUCCCAAAGCACCUCCGCUGCAACAGCUCCUGGACCAUCAUGACUUCCAGGGGGACGCAUCCUCCCUAGAUGAUUUCUUGGACGCCGAUGAGUAUCACGCCACCACCGAGUCUGUCAUCACCAUGGCCUCAGAGCCUGAACCUCUGGUGCAGGUGGAUGGGAAACCCAGCUGUUGUUUCUUCAAGUUCAGUCCAAAACUGAUGUUUACCAAGGUCCUGAAAGCCCAGCUGUGGGUUUAUCUGCGGCCACUACAGCAAACUUCCACUGUUUACCUACAGAUCCUUCGCCUUAAACCUAUCACUGAGCAAGGAAGCAGACACAUCCGCAUCCGGUCACUCAAGAUCGAGCUCAAUUCUCAAGCGGGUCAUUGGCAGAGCAUUGAUUUCAAACAUGUGUUGCAGAACUGGUUCAAGCAGCCCCAUACAAACUGGGGCAUUGAUAUAAACGCCUAUGACGAGAGUGGCAACGACCUGGCUGUGACGUCUCUGCGGCCUGGAGAAGAAGGACUGCAGCCGUUCCUGGAGGUCAAGGUUCUUGAAACCACCAAGCGAUCACGAAGGAAUCUGGGUCUUGACUGUGAUGAACACUCCACAGAAUCCCGCUGUUGUCGCUACCCACUCACAGUUGACUUUGAAGCUUUUGGCUGGGACUGGAUCAUUGCACCUAAACGUUACAAGGCAAACUACUGCUCAGGCCAGUGUGAGUACAUGUUCAUGCAGAAGUACCCACAUACUCAUCUGGUGCAGCAUGCUAAUCCCAGAGGCUCAGCAGGGCCAUGCUGCACACCCACAAAGAUGUCGCCAAUAAACAUGCUCUACUUCAAUGAUAAACAGCAGAUAAUCCAUGGCAAAAUCCCAGGAAUGGUGGUGGACCGUUGUGGCUGUUCAUAG